AUGGACAGGCGAUUUGUGCACAUUGGCUACUUUUCAUCGGAAGAAGAGGCAGCCAGUGCCUAUGCCGUGGCUGAAAUGAAGAAAGUGAUGGAGGAGGGGGAGGAGGAGGAACAGGAGGAGGAGGAACAGGAGGAGGAGGAGAAGGAAGAGGAGGAGGAGGAGAAGGAAGAGGAGAAGGAGGAGGAGAAGGAAGAGGAGGAGGAGGAGAAGGAAGAGGAGAAGGAGGAGGAUGUGCUGGAAGUGUUGGAGGAGGAGCAGCAGGAGGAGGAGGAUGAGGAGGAGCAGCAGGAGGAGGAUGACGAUGUAGUGGAAGUGUUGGAGGAGGAGGAGCAGGAGGAGGAGGAUGAGGAGGAGGAGGAGCAGCAGGAGGAGAAGGAGCAGGAGGAGGAGGAUGAGAAGAAGCAGGAAGAGGAGGAGCAGCAGAAGGAUGAUGAGGAAGUGGUGGAAGAGGAGGAGGAGGAGGAGGAGGAGGAGGAGGAGGAGGAGGAGGAGGAGGAGGUGGAGGAGGAGGAGGAGGAGGAGGAGGAGGAGGAGGAGGAGGAGGAGGAGGAGGAGGAGGAGGUGGAGGAGGAGGAGGAGGAGGAGGAGGAGGAGGAGGAGGAGGAGGAGGAGGAGGAGGAGGAGGAGGAGGAGGAGGAGGAGGAGAAAGUAGUGGAAGUGGUGGAGGGCGUAGUGGUUAAGGAAGAGGAGGAACAGGAGGAGGAGGAGGAGAAGGAAGAGAAGGAGGAGGAGGAGGUGGAGGAAGUGGUGGAAGUGGAGGGCGUAGUGGUUAAGGAAGAGGAGGAGCAGGAGGAGGAGGAGGAAUUAACAGUGGUGCAAGUGAUGGAGUGGGUAGUGGUUAAGGAGAUGAGGAAGAGGUGA
This is a messenger RNA of Closterium sp. Naga37s-1, 861 nucleotides long. The record is from the annotation of a GenBank genome assembly. NCBI's taxonomy places the organism in Eukaryota, Viridiplantae, Streptophyta, Zygnematophyceae, Desmidiales, Closteriaceae.